AUGGCGGACGGGGACCACGAGCAGUGCUGGAUAUGCCUGGACGACGCCGCCGAAGACGGCAGCCGCCAGAUGAUCAGCCCCUGCAAGUGCCCCCGCAAGGUGCACCCCCAGUGCCUGGCGCGCUGGCAGCUGCAGCAGGCGGGGCGGCAUGAGGAGAAGUUUUGCAGGUUCUGCAACAACACCCUAGACGACUGGAAGGCCAACCUGACCCCCAAAGACCUGGCCCCCGAGGUGUCCAAGGUGCAGCCCAUCAUGGUCGUCUACUUUGAGGGCCAAAUCCACCGCAUACCCGUGAAGCAGGGGCCCGACGGCCUGCAGGAGUUCCAGACGCAGAUCCGCGAGCUGUUCAGGUGGGAGCGGCAGUGUGCGGGCGGGGCGGGUUUGAUGGCGCACGCGAACACCACCCACAUCUCCUUGCGCCGCCCCUAA
Messenger RNA from Monoraphidium neglectum, 429 nucleotides. RefSeq lists its product as hypothetical. The transcript has 4 exons. NCBI's taxonomy places the organism in Eukaryota, Viridiplantae, Chlorophyta, Chlorophyceae, Sphaeropleales, Selenastraceae. Gene Ontology annotation, molecular function: zinc ion binding. The coding region runs from base 1 to 429 and encodes 142 amino acids. The record is from RefSeq and is a predicted model, not a curated record.